This is a messenger RNA of Iphiclides podalirius (scarce swallowtail), 267 nucleotides long. The record is from the annotation of a GenBank genome assembly. Lineage: Eukaryota; Metazoa; Arthropoda; Insecta; Lepidoptera; Papilionidae.
AUGUUAUGGUCAAAAUAUCCAAGAUACUUGACGAAAGUCACUUUAAAAACCAGACAGACGGUGGACAGACGGCGGUCGGGCGGUGCAGGCGGCGGUGUCGCCGCCGCUGGGCGGGCGGUGCACUACCUGAGGGCGGGGGCGGCGGCGCGGGGCACGCUGCAGAUUCACUUUCGUCCGCCCGCGGCCGCUUCCAAGCCAGUGAGAGAAAGUUGGCCGCGGCGAGCGAACGAGUCCCGCGAGUGGAGCGGCGCGCGCCGCACCGACCCG